This is a messenger RNA of Exaiptasia diaphana, 417 nucleotides long. Its product is annotated as anaphase-promoting complex subunit 11. Gene Ontology annotation, biological process: positive regulation of mitotic metaphase/anaphase transition; protein ubiquitination; anaphase-promoting complex-dependent catabolic process. Bases 65 to 349 code for a protein of 94 amino acids. The transcript has 3 exons. The record is from RefSeq and is a predicted model, not a curated record. Gene Ontology annotation, molecular function: ubiquitin protein ligase activity; cullin family protein binding; zinc ion binding. NCBI's taxonomy places the organism in Eukaryota, Metazoa, Cnidaria, Anthozoa, Actiniaria, Aiptasiidae. Gene Ontology annotation, cellular component: nucleus; anaphase-promoting complex.
AGUGUCUGUCCUCUGUUGAGUGAUAAUAUUUCUUAUUUAUUGGAGUUUUUUUCUGUCUAUUUUCAUGCCUUCUGUCUCCAAUGUCAACAACCAACAUCUAUUUCACUUAUCAGGUUGGAUAGGAGUGGCAACAUGGCGCUGGGUUGCCAAUGACGAUAGUUGCGGCAUAUGUCGAAUGGCAUUUGAUGGSUGUUGUCCUGAUUGUAAGAUACCUGGUGAUGACUGUCCAUUAGUGUGGGGRAAGUGUUCUCAUGUCUUUCACAUGCACUGUAUUCUCAAAUGGUUGAACUCGCAACUUCAUCAACAACUAUGUCCWAUGUGCAGACAGGAAUGGCAAUUCAAAGAAUAAUGAUAUGAAUACAAUACUAAGAUGUAAAAAGAUGUAAAUGUAUACAAAUAAACAAAUAUGUUUUACAA